Molecule: messenger RNA, 1755 nt
Organism: Colias croceus (clouded yellow)
Lineage: Eukaryota; Metazoa; Arthropoda; Insecta; Lepidoptera; Pieridae
Product: solute carrier family 25 member 40-like
Exons: 10
Coding region: 131-1198 (355 amino acids)
Biological process (GO): mitochondrial transmembrane transport
Source: RefSeq, a predicted model, not a curated record
CUGCAACUGCUGACAAUAGCUGAAAAACAAAGAUGAAAAUAGUGCUCAGCUGUUGAUUUACGGCCACUUAGCUUUUAUUCAUACUAGUAUUUAUUCUGUUUUCUAAGUUAUUAUAUUCAAAUUAUAAGCCAUGAUUCGCGAAGACGACCCUCAGUUUCGAAUAACACCUUUUCAACAAAUGGCAUCGGCAUGUUCCGGUGCCCUUAUAACCUCGCUAUUUAUGACGCCAUUAGACGUAGUGAAAAUAAGAUUGCAAGCGCAGCAAAAGGCGCUGCUUUCAAAUAAAUGUUAUUUAUAUUGCAAUGGACUUAUGGAACAUUUAUGUCCUUGUGGUGAAACAGCAUGGAUACCCCGACGAGUCCACUUUCACGGAACAAUGGAUGCUUUUUACAAAAUAGCCAAAUUAGAAGGUGUAACAGCCCUUUGGUCAGGUUUAAGUCCAACACUUGCAUUAGCGCUUCCUUGCACAGUGAUUUAUUUUGUAUCAUAUGAACAGCUUAGAUAUAAAAUGAAAACCACUUAUAAUACGAUGACAGGAAACAUGGGUCAACCAAUGUGGAUACCUUUAAUAGCAGGAGCAACUGCAAGAAUGACAGCUGUGACCCUUGUCAGCCCUGUAGAACUUAUUAGAACGAAAAUGCAAUCUAAGAAGCUUACAUAUUCUGAAAUAAUGAUUGCAUUACGACAAGUUUUAAAAUAUGAAGGAUACAGAGGACUGUUUCGUGGCUUAGGAUCGACACUUUUGAGGGACGUGCCAUUCUCAGGCAUAUAUUGGACGACAUUUGAAAAAACAAAGAGAAUAUUCAAUAAACCAGAUUCAGACAAGAAUACAUUUAUGUUUAAUUUCUUUUGUGGAUCUGUAGCUGGAAGUGUUGCUGCUUUUAUUACAAUACCUUUUGAUGUCAUUAAAACUCAUCAGCAAAUAGAAUUAGGUGAAAAAGAAAUCUAUACAGAUGGUAAAACUCGACAGAGAGCUUCAAAUAUGAAAGAUAUUGUAAGGGCUAUCUAUAGAAAUCACGGAGUAAAAGGUCUGUUCACAGGCUUCUUGCCUCGUAUAUGUAAAGUUGCACCGGCAUGUGCGAUUAUGAUCGCAACAUUCGAAUAUGGAAAGCAAUUCUUCCAAAAGUACAAUUCUCAAAAAUAUAAGGAAAUGAUGCAAAGACAAGGUGUAGAUCUAACAAUUGUAAAAAGUGAAUAGUGCAAGAUUUUGCGUUUGCUUGUGGCUUAUUUGUAUUGUUUUAGACAUCAUCAAGACAUAAUAAUCGUCAGCCAAGCAACAAGUGGCAAUGACUACUCUUAGCAAGAAAACUACAAUAGGGAACACCAUAAAAGUACAUAAAAUAGAUUUAAGUAUUUUAUGUUAUUGUAAAUAAGUAUUUUUGGUGGCUGUUCAAUAUUCCAGGAAUAGAUUUAAUUCCAAUGAUUUGAUAUUAAAUUAUAGUGACUAUGACCAAAAUUUUAGCAUUCUAUAAGUUAUGUUUAGGUAUAUUAUGUGAAUAGUAAAAUUGUAGUAGAGAUUAAUGCAUAGUUUAAAAACACAAUGUUAGAUUUUUUGGUUAUAUUUUCAAUUUAUCUCAAGAUAUGCAGUACCUAGUACCUUAGACGAACAUUGAAAAUGUUAUGAUUAUGUUGUUACAUUUAUAAUGAUUUGAUGAAGAUUGUAUAUAUUGGCAUAUUCUAUAUAAAUAAUUGAUUUACAAUUAUUAUUGUUGUAUAUACCUUUGUUGUAUUAAAAUAUAUGCGAUGUUCUUUAAA